Molecule: messenger RNA, 1408 nt
Organism: Neocloeon triangulifer
Lineage: Eukaryota; Metazoa; Arthropoda; Insecta; Ephemeroptera; Baetidae
Exons: 2
Coding region: 260-1408 (382 amino acids)
Source: RefSeq, a predicted model, not a curated record
GCCGCCACCGAGGGCGCGCGCCACCCAAAUCAAGUUCCCUCCAAACGCUCCCUCGAGCCACUCCUCCUUCUUUCAUGCCGGACGAGCAAGAACGACACGCAAAUUUCUUGUCCGUCGCAUAUCGACCAGCAUCCGAGCCCCGAUCAUGGGUUCGGAUUAAACCACAAAAAAACACCUGACUUGUUUUUCUCCACUUGAACAAACCCUUUUCUGUGGCCUGGAAGCCACAGUGGUGCCCAGUACCCUGGUCUUCAAGUAGAUGUCUACUGGAAGAACCGGCGACAACGACGACAACAACCUCGUCUCCGAACAAGACCCACUCUUGUCCUCAACGGCGACCCAGCCUCUCUCGCCCACCGACGCAUUCAGUCUCUUCGACGAAGUUGCCCGAGUUGCAGCCCAACCCACACCACCACCUCCAGACGAGGAAGCCGACCAAGUGCCCAAACCUGACACAGUCCGACCUGUAAACAUGUCAGGCAAUAUCGGAAACGUCUCAAUGCCCUGCUUUGCUUACGAGACAGCCCCAUUCUGGCUGAAGCUGCUUGAUGAGAAACUGAAAGAUGAGCAAGUUGAUGACGAGGUGGUCAUGUUCAAGUUUCUCCGUGAGUACAUUCCGAUCACCGGCUCACCCGAGACAGUCCUCUCACUGCUCACCCCGAUUCCACCCGUUAAGCCUUACACCACUCUGCGCGACGCCAUCCUCACACACGUGCAACCCUCCGCCCAGAAACGAGUAAUCCAACUCCUGAUUGAAGAGGGUCUUGACGGUUCCACACCCUCUGAGUUUCUUGCCAGGAUGCGCAAGAUUGCUGACUCUGACCCAGAACACACGAUGUUGACCGAGCUCGUCUUCUCCUGCUGGGCUGCCAAACUUCCUGCCUUUGUUCGCUUGGCCAUCAGCGGUGAGAAGGACCUUGCCAUCGCCGCAUCCAAGGCGGACAUGAUGAUGGCCAGGGACCGCAGCAGCAACCUGUCACAGCUGCUCUCCUCCACAUCCUCCCCAAUCGCUACUACAGCACAAAUCUCGGCCAUCAGCAAAGCUACUGACAAAAGCAACAACUCCGGCGGCGGCACCAACUCCCGUGUCGACCGGCUGGAGACAAAGAUGGACGACCUGACCAAGCAGGUUUUGCUACUCACUCAGUCCGUCAACAACCUGCUGAUCAACAACAGCAACAACUACAAAGGGCGCUCAAGAGCGCGCUCCAAAAGUCGCCCCCGAGACAGAUCGUCCUCCCGCAGCACUGAGCUCUUCGACGACGGCAACGCCCUGGGAAAGAUUUGCUACUACCACAAGACCUACAACUUGGACGCUAGACACUGCACUUCUGGCUGCCGCUACUACGCUUCCCACCAAGCUCAGCAAGCCGCCGUGGCCAGCAACCCCCCGCCAGCGUCAAACUAG